Daphnia pulex (common water flea) is the source of this 3488-nucleotide messenger RNA. Its product is annotated as ADAMTS-like protein 5. Gene Ontology annotation, cellular component: extracellular matrix. The record is from RefSeq and is a predicted model, not a curated record. The transcript has 11 exons. Bases 419 to 3010 code for a protein of 863 amino acids. Gene Ontology annotation, biological process: extracellular matrix organization. Gene Ontology annotation, molecular function: metalloendopeptidase activity; protein binding. Lineage: Eukaryota; Metazoa; Arthropoda; Branchiopoda; Diplostraca; Daphniidae.
AUUGUGUCGUCUGCUUACUUUCUGUUGCAAUUUGCAAAAGGCAAGCUAAAGUUUCGAUAAACGAAAAAGAGAAGAUGCUCUAGAUAUUUUAAAAGAUAUAGAAAACUUAACCAACCUGACUGAACUCUCACUUUUACGAAAACGUACGUGGCUGCACGAAGAAAUAGCACAUCAAAUAAAAUGACAAAAAUGUGGACGUGUGAUUUCUCGUCGUGGCGUGGCUCACCAUGCUCUUUUGCUCUCCACUCCAAGACUCCAUGCUGUUUGGCAGAUAAACAGCAUCCAGUUUGAUAGGAAAAAACUGUGUCCUCGUGUACGCCUAUGUGAAGGUGGGUGUAUUCACGAGGAGACCCUUUCCCCCUAAAUCCCGGCUGGUGUCUUCAACCUUUCAGCGGAUGGAUGGAACGUAUACUUGCAGAUGGAUGCCUGGCUGUGGAUUUCCCAGGCUACAAGACUUUUGGAGCGCCGGUGGAGAUCAUCUUUCGUCUGCUGCUGUGUACAUACAUACAACCAGGAUACAACAACUUGGCAGUUUUUCGGACUUUUCCCCCCGUGUUGUUUGUCGCUCGGUGCUUUUUUCCCUACUGGACAAUUUGAUUUGUUUGGCGAUCGUCAGUUGUCUGGUGUGCGGAGGAUCCAAGAACAACAUUUGAAAGAAGAAAUGAUGAUGGGGCCGCCCGUCUGGACGUCGGCCGUCUUCACCGUCCUCCUCCUCCUAUUGGUGCCAAGGAUCGACGCCUCUGGCAGCAACUCCGCUCUCAAAGCCAAGGGUCACGACGCCCUGGAAGACGACACGGACGAUGCGGCGGCAUAUGCGCGUUACAUGGCCGCUACCGAAGCCUCGGCUCCGCUGAUGCAGCGACGCUCCCAGCAACAACAACAACAGCAACAACAUCACGAUUCCGCCGUUGUGUCUGCUGCUGUUGGCAGCAGUGCUGGUGGUGCUUCAUCUUCUUCUUCUGCCAGCAGCAGCAGCAGCAGUAGUCAUAGCCCAGGGACUAGCAGCAGCAGCAGCAGCAGCAGGGCCUCGACUCCUUUCAAAAGUAUUUACCGCUCCUCGGGUGGUCACGUGACUCUGCUGCAUUCCAACGACUACGCGGCGGCCAUGGCCGGCACGACCCGGCGUCGCUUGGUCCACGUCUGGAGCCCCUGGUCCGCCUGGUCGCCGUGCAGUCGCACUUGCGGCGGAGGAAUCACCGCCAGACACCGCACCUGUCGCGUCGAAUACGCCAGGGUUUCGGAAGGAUCGGGAAUCCGGUCGAGUUACCAGCAAUGCAUCGGCGAAUCGUCGGAAUAUUCGUCGUGCAAUCCGCAGUCGUGCUCGACGGCAGCGGCCGGACAUCCGGAAGAUUUCCGGCUCUUUCAAUGCUCGCUCUACAAUAACCGGACCAUUCGCGGCCAUUACGUCGCUACUUGGACUCCAUAUCAAAUGGGAGCGAAUCAGUGCGAGUUAAGCUGUCGGGCGGGCAACAAGCCCAACGGAUUGGUCUACUCGUUUGGCAAAGUUUUGGACGGCACGCGCUGCACCAUCGAUCCCGAAAAUCCAUACAAAGAGUUCUGCAUCAACGGCCGGUGUCUCGCGGUAGGCUGUGACGGACGGGUGGGGUCUCCGGCCAAGCGAGACAUGUGCCACGUCUGCGGCGGCAACAACGGCACGUGCCAGAGAGUAGCCGCCGUCGCCUUCCCUCAGAAUGCCGACAUGCCCCUCAAGACACGCAGCCCUCAACGAAGUAUGACGGAAACUUAUGGAUACAGUCCGGUAGUCCGCAUACCUCGAGGUGCCACUCACGUCCGCUUGACGGACAACAGCAGCAAUUACCUCGCAUUGAUGGACGAACGUGAACGAUAUUUCCUGAACGGCAACUGGAUCGUGGACUGGCCGGGCCGUUACGAAACGUCGGGAGUGGCUUUCCAUUAUGAACGCGUCAAAGACUCGGAAGUGGUGCACAGUCGUGGGCCAUUGCAACAAGAUCUCAUCGUCAUGGUUCUGGUGAGGGAGAAAGAUCCGGCCAUUUAUUACGAAUACUGGAUGCCACGUCAAGCUCAACUUUAUCGGAUGACGGUGGACGCUUUCGCUUCGGAUGCCCAGCGGGUGGUCUCGGCCCGCCCCACCGUGGCCCCGACCACCAGCCGACCCAGCACGACCACCCGACGGAUAUCUACAUCGAGGGUGACAACAACGACGGCCAGGCCAAUUACCACAACGACUCCGGCGGCCCCCCUGGCUUUCCGGCAUCACAACGAGACGGGCGAAACGGAUUUGAGCGAUUGGGAUCAGUACGAGCCUCAGCCGACGGCCGCCAGUUUAGUCAGGAGUCCACCCCGAAUGACGUACGGCAGUUUCAUGAUUCCUUUCUUCGGCUCCUUCGCAACAACAACCACCACCACCACUACGACGCCCAGGACGACUACCACCAGCGCCCCGACUAAAAAAAGCCGUUCCAGGGGCUCCAAGAAGAGCAAAGCGGCCAACGGAGUUCACAACAUUGACGAGGUGCGCCACCAUCUCGGACUGAUCCACAAAAAGCAUCCGAAAACCUCGUCGGCCGUCAGGAGCGGAGCGAACAACGGACCCAGCCACCAGUCGCCGUGUUCCGUCGACGGAUCCUGCUGGAAAACGGUCAACGGCAAGAAGCAUUUCUGUCUCAGUGAAUUCGUUUUGCGGUGCAAAGUGCUCAACUACGAGGUGAUUAACGGAGAAACGCGCUACGAGAUCCAGGUGGUUCAAUCCUACAAGAACAUGAUCCCAAUUUUGAACCGUGAAUUCAUCUGGGCUGAACCGGUGGCCGAUUGCCCCUGUCCGGCCCCUUAUCUCCGGACUGGCACCGACUACAUCAUCAUGGGCAAGACGGACAGGAAAUUCCGACGUAACGAGAUCCGGCUCCUCCUCGACUCGGACAGUUACGUGCGCGUCUACAACCAGGCCAAUGCGGAGCGAGUGCUGCGCAUCCGCCGAGACGAGGCCAAAUUCUGUCAGAAAUAUAAAACGAAAUUCAAUCUCACGACCUAAGAUAAUUGGGUUAGUUUUUCCCUUUUUUUUCUUCUUUUAACACAAUAUAAGUCAAUGUAAUGUCUUCUUCAGUACUAUACAUAUUGACGUUGGUCCGCCCACCUUAAUAUACGCAAGUGGCGUUGGACGGAUUGGAACAUGAAAAAGAAAAGUGAAUUAAAAAAAGACGUUUGAUAUUUGUGUUGCUAUUGGCAUCUUCAGUGUUUGUGUCAUAUAGUCUGGUUUGAUAGAUUUCGUUAUGAAUAUAGUUGAAAUCGUCUAAAUGUAUAAAUAAUCAUGACAUUUAAAAAAAAUUGGUUUCGUCAAGUCUAGCGCUAGCUGAAUGAUAUAAUAUCACACUUGUAAAUACAUGCGAUUGUACGAUCAACUUUUAAAUGUGUUUUUUUUUUUUGCUUGCCUGUACCAUGUUGAUUAAAAAUGAGUUGCUGUUUAUUAUUUGUCCCGAUGACUGUAAUACAAGCUUCGUUUUGACUGUCAA